AUGGAAGUUGCAAAUAAGGAUGUAGAAAAUCUAAGAAACAUCGGAAACCAGCCCGAUAGCCCCUCGGGCACAGUAGUACAUAAAAUGCAAGGGACGCCCCCUCUGCAGAAAAACCGAGAAAAGCCCCCAACACAGGCAACCAGAGAAGCCAGCGGUCCUGUGAGCAAGCCAAGAAAAAGAUGUUGGUGCUGUGGUGCCUGCCAAGCCCCUACAUCCUGCCCGUUCCAGAAGGAGAAAGGUGCUCUCAAUUUUCGAAUCAUUCCAAGUGGCAGUGCAUCUGCGGCAGACAUCGAAAAGGAUCGAGAUGAAUGGUUCAAGGCAAUCCGUUUUGCCUGUGGAGACAGAAGAGACUCUGUGGCAAUCUUUGGAACAGAUGAUACAAUCAACAAAACUUCUAUGUCAGCAUCAGAAGAGAGUCAGCCAACCAGAGAGAGUUUUUACCAAGCCAUGAGGCACUUUCAGGAGGAGUUAGAAAGACUAUCUUUAGUUAUCAACAAUAUAGAUGAAAGAGGUGAUGCCACGAAAGCCUUGAUACAGCUUCAGCAAAAAGCAAGAGUGAUUGAGACAAUGUGUUCUCAAAUCAGGCCUUCAUCUGAUGCAAGUUUCAGUGGUAUUUCAACUUCAGUGGAUACAGAAUCUUCCUCCCACCUUGAUCAGUCCAGCACGGUCACACUGGAUACUGGUGACCAGAGUUAUGAUGAGCUGCUGCCACCAUUAAUUAAAUCAGAUCGUCACUCGCUUAUUAUUGGCAACAAUUGGGUACUUCACAACAACAGUAGCUCUGGAUUGACAAAUGGACACUCUUUAAUAGUUGAUCCACCAGAAACAAAUGGUGAAAUUCAAAAUGGAUAUGAUACACAUCCCACAAACAAUCUUGAACAGAGGACAAAUAUGAUAGUAAAUGGCAUCACAAGCUGUUCCUCAGGAAAUCUGUCGGCAGUGUUCGAGUGCAAGUGUUUAAGGAGCAAAGAAGUGACUUGCAAAAAUAUCCACAACAGUAACAUGAAUGCAUUUGUGAACGGUCAUGAAAAAUGCCCUGAAACUACAGCAUUUGUGAAUAGCAACCAGGUGACAGCUAACAUGUUUCUUGGCUUCGCACCAACACGGAUCAAUGAGCUACCUCCUUUACCUCCCCCUCCUCCACCAAUUUUAGGUAAGUUGGACUUCAUGUUUUGGGGUUUGUUUUUGUUUUUGUUUUGUUUUGUGUUGUUUUUGUUUAUUAGUUUGCAUUUUUUUGCUCGCAUUUCUUCAACUGAGCAUGCUGGUUUGAGUGCUCUUAUGAGACAUUUAAUUGGUUUUAAAGUUUUAUUUUGUAUCAUUUUACAUAGAGUGUUACCAUAGAGUGUUACCAUUUAUUUAUGAAGCAAUGAUGUAACUCGUUGUAACUGAACGGUUACUGUAAGACUGGUAUCUGCUCUUGUGCCACACUUGGGCACAAUGCUGUGUAACAUCACCAAAGGAUGUGUACAUGUAUACACAUACAAAUAGUUGACGUUGAACAAUAGUAUACACAUAUAGCCUGGCAAUGAAGUCACCAGUGCACGUCUAUGUGCCCCGAGGGACUGUGAGUGACUGACCAGAAGAGGACUCACAGGCCCGAAGGGGGCAUAGAUGUGCACUAGCGACCGAAUUAUGCCAGUCCAUAUGUUUUAUAACACACCUCUGUCCAAAAUAUAAAAUAAGAAAAGAAACUUUGUCUUUUAGUUGAAGUGUUCUCAACAAUUAACUCUUAAGUCACUCGGAAUUCAACCAACUGCUUCUCAGAACCACACAACUCACAAAGAGAUAUCAUUCACAUGGUGUUACUGCAAACCUCCCAUUCAUUGAUCAUGUCUCCAUGCAAACCUUUAAGCCUCAUUUAACUUAUAAGCAAUCCAACAAUAAGCAAUUAAACACAAUACAUGGAAGUUGAAACAGAGGGCGCUG
Messenger RNA from Patiria miniata (bat star), 1926 nucleotides. RefSeq lists its product as uncharacterized. The coding region runs from base 1 to 1341 and encodes 446 amino acids. The record is from RefSeq and is a predicted model, not a curated record. Lineage: Eukaryota; Metazoa; Echinodermata; Asteroidea; Valvatida; Asterinidae. The transcript has 5 exons.